This is a messenger RNA of Penicillium griseofulvum, 1536 nucleotides long. Its product is annotated as Major facilitator superfamily domain, general substrate transporter. The transcript is spliced from 4 exons. The record is from RefSeq and is a predicted model, not a curated record. Gene Ontology annotation, biological process: transmembrane transport. Gene Ontology annotation, cellular component: membrane. Bases 1 to 1536 code for a protein of 511 amino acids. Gene Ontology annotation, molecular function: transmembrane transporter activity. NCBI's taxonomy places the organism in Eukaryota, Fungi, Ascomycota, Eurotiomycetes, Eurotiales, Aspergillaceae.
AUGGUGACUUUCAAAAUGUUUCGUCGCAAUGCGUCGACAAACAUCGAUAUUCGAUCUCCAGAGGAGAAAGCUUUAGUCCGACGCCUUGACAUUUUCCUGAUGACUUUCGGCUGUCUUUCACAGGUUAUCAAAUAUCUCGACCAACAGAAUAUUAACAAUGCCUACGUAUCUGGCAUGAAGGAGGAUUUAAACUUAUUCGGAAAUGAGCUUAAUCUAUUCACUACAUACUUCAACGCCGCCUAUUGCGCAAUGCUAAUUCCCUCCCAAAUUAUCCUCACCUACGUACGCCCGAGUUAUUGGCUCCCAGGCUUGGAGAUUGCAUGGGGUGUUCUAACCGGAUUGAUUGCAAUGACAACAAACGCAAAACAAGUCUACGUCCUCCGUGUAUUCCUCGGUCUAUGCGAAAGCAGCGCUUGGCCAGGAAUGAUGACAUUAUUCAUGUACUGGUAUACCCCAACCGAACUAGCCAAGCGAAUGGGAUUCUACCACUCCUGCCAAGCAGUGGGCCAAAUGCUCUCGGGCGCCAUGCAAGCCGCAAUCACCGACACCCUCGAAGGGCGUAAUGGACUCGCAGGAUGGCGCUGGCUAUUUGUGAUUAAUGCGAUCAUCACGGUAAUCUGGGGAUUUGCAGGAUUUUUCAUGCUCCCCGAUCUACCGAACCGACCUAAUCCGCGCGCAUUCUGGUUCAAAAAGGUGCAUGGCGAGCUUUCACUAGAACGGCUGGCGCGGAAUGGCCGCGCCGAGCCGAAGAAGAUGACCUGGGCCGGCGUGAGACGCACGUUCUCGGGAUGGGUUGUUUACUUCAUUGCGAUUCUGUAUAUCGCAACGGUCCUUGGAACAUACGGAUAUGUCUAUUUCGGAUUAUUCCUGAAAUCGCUGAAGAACCCAGAUGGGAGCGCGAGGUGGACUGUCACGCAGGUCAACGCUAUCCCAAUCGGAGGAUCUGCGAUCAAUGUCGUGUUCGUCUGGAUCUGGGCUCUGCUGUCUGAUUACCUGGAAACUCGCUGGACACUCAUCGUUCUUCAAGCGGUUAUUGGGAUCAUCCCGUGUAUUAUCAUGAGUGUCUGGACAUCCCACCCAGCGUCUGUGGCUUUAUCUGCUGCUUAUGCGUCAUAUUUCAUCUCGUAUAUUUGUCUCGGCACAGCACCACUGAUCUUCGCCUGGCUCUCUGAUCUUAUCCCUCAGGAUCCAGAAGCACGGUCUCUUGUUGUCGGCGUUGCUGUCGCUGGGUACUAUGCAAUCUCAUCGUGGUCACAGGUUCUUGUCUGGCCUGCGAGCCAAGCGCCAUUCUAUAAAUACGGAUGGCAGUCUAGCUUGGCCUUGUUGGUCCUUGUUAUCAUUAUGACGAGCAUUUUGAGAUAUGUGGAUGUGCGGUACCUCCUACCAAAGCGCGAGGAAUUCCGCGCUGUGUUGGAAGAAGAUAUCAUUGCCAGUAAAGGGGCUGGUCCGUCAGUGCGUGCUGAUCAGGUUGAGGGUCAUCGUCGUAUAGACGGAAGCUCGAAGGUGCCAUCCACAUCAACUGUGCGAGAAGUUUAG